UGUCACCAACCCAACACAAUUAUGCUGCAUUACUCCUCCGGAUGACGAUAUCAGCAGCGACAGAUUAAGCCCCCGCCCCAAGCUCUUCCGCCCCACCACGCUCCCUUCCCCCCCUCUCCUCCCCCCCCUCACGUCUCCUUAUAAUUCAUAAUCUCACCAUCUCCUCCCCCCAUCACCCAAUGGAUUCUUCCUCUCAUUUCCCACUCCUUGUUCUAUCCCUCUAAUCCUUGCCCAGUCCCCAGCAAUGGAUCUCCAUCCCAUUAUUAAUCCCUCCCCUGCUCCUCCCUCCCUCCUCUCCUCCCCCAUGCCGCCCUCCGCUCCCAGCCCCGGCCCUGCGGCCUCACGCCGAGCCGACUCCUCCCCCGGUUUCCGCCUCCGUCCCGGACUCUGAUCCGAUCGCAUUUCUACCCGAAUCCAUCAUGGCCGAAUCCAGCCGGACCGAGCAGAUCAUCACCCAAUUCUAUCUCAAGGCCCUCCACGCCAUCCUCGGCUCCCGGAUCCCCCACCUCCACGGUGACCCCUCUUCUUCCUCCGCCGCCGUCCGCGUCCGCAAGCGGGACCGCUGGUUCAAUCUCGCCCUCGGAGACCUCCCCCCGGCCCUCGACCAUCCCCACCACAGCGUCAUGGACCCCAUGAUCAUCGACGUCAUCCUCACCCCCCGCGCCGCCCCGGCCGCCGCCGAAGUCGUCGUCGAGCGCUGGACCGCCCAGUGCGAGUCCGCGCCGAUUUCUUGGAACCACACCCCCGACAGCUCCUCUUCUUUUCUCUUUCGAAGGACCUACAAGAAAUCGAUCCUCCUCCUCCGAUCCCUGUAUUCCUUCCUCCGCCUCCUCCCCGCCUAUCGUGUUUUCCGAAUGCUCAGCUCCUCCAACCAGUCCUAUAAUUACGAUCUCAGCUAUAGAGUUUCGUCCUUCGCGGAGCCGUUCUCGAGGGUGGAAGAGAGGGAAUUGAAGCUGCACAGCUUCACCCCGGUGGAGACUCAGUUCGGCCAACUCGUGGUGUCGGUCCAGUACCGCCCGACCCUCUCGGACUUCAAUAUCGAGGUCUCGUCACUGCUGCCGUCGAUGAUCAUAACCGAUUACGUCGGUAGCCCGGCUGCGGAACCGAUGAGAGCCUUCCCUUCUUCGCCGUAUGAAGGUGGAGCCCGGCCGAUGUCAUUCUCGCUGAGAGGCCAUCGGACGUCGGCUAAUCCUUCGGCCCACCGCCCGCACAGCUGGACGAGCGCGCCGUUGGCGCACCAUCCUAUGAGCUCGUCUCCUAUUCCGGCUUCAGAUGCAACGUUUUCGCCUCCUGAUGUGUAUGGGAAUCGGAUCUCGAGCCAGCGGCCGGCGACUCAUAGGAAGGGUAGUUUUAGCUUUGAUGAGUUUAAGCUCUCCCCGCCCUUCUCACCGUCGCCGACUCCGUCACCGCCGGCGCAUGGCAGCAGUUAUCUGCAGUCCCGUCUGCGCUCUGAAACUGCGCCGGUGAGCAUACCGCAACCGCCUACGGGGAAGAGUCAGGUGCAUCGCAGUCCUAAUCUUUCGGAUCCAACCAGAAGCUUCUUGCCGCCGCCAUCUCCGAGGAGCAUGAGGACGGAUCUCUCGUCUCAGAAUUCACCUUUGGAGAGUAGGUCUUUCAGAAAGUCGGAAGGGUUAAGGAUUGGAGAUACCUACUCAAACAUGCAAUUGUUUACAGCUCAGAAGAGCCUUAAGGAUGGUAGGGACGAUUCUGGAAGGUUCUCCAGUGUUUUGUCUUCUGGUGGUUCACCAAGGCUUGGGUUUUCAAGAAGCUCGAGCAGAUUGUCGAUCCAGGAUGAUCUUGAUGAUGGUGACUUCUCCUAUCCUUUUGCUGUGGACGAUGUUGAUACAUCAGAUUCUCAGACUAGCAGGAACCUUGAUAGAAAGGAAGCUCCAGAAUCUGUUCAGGCAUCAUCUCAUAAAUCACAAGAUGCAGCUGUUGGCAUUCUUGUUCAUAUGUUGAAGACAGCACCUCCAUUGCGCCAAGAUGAAAGCUAUUUGUCCCAAUCUUCAAGAUCUGAGUUAAAUCGAGAGAUUGGCACCUCCAGUCUUUUCAUGUCUCGGAAGACAUCUGAUGCACUGGAGGAGCUUCAAAGCUAUAAAGAAAUAAAGGAUAUUCUGCUUUCCCGGAGUGGAACUCAGUUACUGGAAUCGGUGCAACACAGAAAAGAGUAGCAUAUUCUGUGGGCGAAGCCUUCUCCCAAAUAUAUACUUGGAGUCAAGGGUGCUAAUUGCAGAUGCAGUUUGUCGCUGUAAUAUCACAGACAGGGUGAUGCUUCCAGUAGGACAUAACCAUGUAUAUAAAGCCAACUCACUGACGCUUGUUGCCAUCUUAACAGAGUACAAGAUGCCAUUGCAUUGCUGUGGAGAAAAUUCCUUUAGGAAUUCAUGACAGAUCCUUGUUUGCUCGUGCAGGUGCAUGCGCAUGAUUAGAAAUUAUCAUUUGUAUAGAGGUGGCAUCAUAACCAAUGAUACACCCUUUGCUUAGUUGGUUCUGAAGGUUGGUGCUAUGGAAUUAUGUGGGAUAGAUCUGUAUUGCUGAACUAAAUUGAGGAUGUUAAUCAGAUUGGUUUUUCUUGAGCUAGCUGUAUAUCAUUACUCUA
Molecule: messenger RNA, 2599 nt
Organism: Elaeis guineensis (African oil palm)
Lineage: Eukaryota; Viridiplantae; Streptophyta; Magnoliopsida; Arecales; Arecaceae
Product: autophagy-related protein 13a
Biological process (GO): autophagosome assembly; protein localization to phagophore assembly site; mitophagy
Cellular component (GO): cytosol; Atg1/ULK1 kinase complex; phagophore assembly site
Source: RefSeq, a predicted model, not a curated record